Myripristis murdjan (pinecone soldierfish) is the source of this 5488-nucleotide messenger RNA. RefSeq names its product BTB domain containing 8 (gene btbd8). NCBI's taxonomy places the organism in Eukaryota, Metazoa, Chordata, Actinopteri, Holocentriformes, Holocentridae. The record is from RefSeq and is a predicted model, not a curated record. The transcript has 19 exons. Bases 312 to 5030 code for a protein of 1572 amino acids. Gene Ontology annotation, molecular function: protein binding.
CUGUGUGCGGUGAUGUCAACAACAUAGCAACGGCGGCGGACAGCGGCUCAGCCUGUCAUUUAAUUUAGCUGCUCGGCUGAACCGUAUCCGUUUACUUUACCGCAAACUGGUCAAAACUUAGCCAGCAGUUAUCGGCCUGUAAUUAACUGACGCGGGUUUAUUUGUAUCCCCAGGCACUCAGAGCGGGUUUAAGAAGAUAACUAGCCUACGUUAGCUAGCGCUAGCCUGCCUGCAACCGCACAUCAGAGGAAAAUGAGAGUGACUGGCUCACAUCGGCUUCAGUGCGAUUGUGUUGGAGAGCAAAAUAAACAAUGAUCAACGCAGAGGCUGCAAGAGAAUUCCAGGCCAAAGAGCGAAAAUACAAAGACCAACUUAAAAGAUGCUUAUCGCAUGCAUUGUCAGCAGACCUUAACAGGUUGCUGCAGGAGGAGCUGGAGGUUGAUGUUUGUCUGUCCGCUGGGUCCAGUACACUGUGGGCCCACAGGGCCAUACUUUUGGCCAGAGCUCCACACCUCCUUGAAGGGACUCACAAUGACCCCAAAGUCAUCCAUCUGUCUGGUUAUGAAAUCACAGAGCUUAAAGAUUUCAUCAGGCGGGUGUACACAGCAGACCAGAGCAUGUGCUCGGCUGGAAUAAUCCCAGACAUUGAGGGCUCAGUGCCAGCAAGUAAACCGUCUGUCCGCGACCCAGCAGACCUUCAUAGAUCCACUGACUCAGAUGCUGUUGCUCUGGAGCCAGCCUCUGGCCUUGGUGCAGACUUGUUGGAUCUGUACCAGAGGGGAGAGCAGUGUGACAUCAAAAUCCAAGUGGGGGAGCAAGUCUUCCCCUGCCACAGGGCGAUUCUGUGUGCAAGAUCUCAGUACUUCCGAGCCAUGCUGAGUGGGAGUUGGAUUGAGAGCUCCAGACAGUGCAUCACUCUGCAAGGCUUAGGUCCAGAGGAAAUGGAGAUCCUGCUUCAAUUUAUGUAUGGGGCAAUAAUGGACCUGCCCUCUAGGAGCAGUGCCAGUCAGGUGGUGCUGGCAGCAGACAUGUUGGGUCUGGAGAGGCUCAAGGAUGUAGUAGAGAUGGUUCUGACCCGAGACUACUGCCGAUUCUUCCCCAAGCAGCCUGCUGAUGGGGUUCAGAGGACAAUUCUUGAGUGCCUGUCCCUCACCCACGCCCUGGGUCUUCAGAACCUCCAUAUAUUGUGUAUGAGGUGGGUUGCUGAACAUUUUGUUAAGACCUGGUGUGAAAGGAACUUCUCCCUGUUGUCUUGUGAGCUCCACAGAGCCUGUCUUGCUGCUGUAGUUGAAGGCAUGACUGUACAGAAUGCAGUAACCAUACUCUGUGGUAGUGAGCAAUUGAUUGGCAGUCUCCCAGAGGUCAAAUGGGCCAAACAGGUGAUGAGUCUGGCCACAGAGCUGCAGGAGGAGAGCCUGUGUCUCAUUGUCGAGCACCUCCCCAAGGUCAUUCGCACCUCAGCCUUCCAAAAUCUCUGCAGGAGGGAGGAGUUUACUCGAGAGCCCACCCUGUUGAGGAAGCUGUGUUCAGCCAUCAGAGAAGGUGUGACUGUGGACAACUGCUGUGAUCUUUUCUCUGCUGUGCACUCUCUAUGCGGAGAUGAGGUGGAAGAGGGCUCUCUCCUGGAGCAUGGACUGCAAGAUGAGGAGCCGUUCAGGCAAGAGAUUUGUACGCUACGCGCGAGGCUCUGGACCUUUCUGCUCCAGACCUUUUAUGCCAUCCGCCACACACAGGGAUGGGAGACGCUGCAAUCCAAACACAGAGAGAGAAUACUGGCAGCUGCUAUUGACAUAGGGGACAACCGAAGACUUGGUAAAAAGCCUGUAUUAACUAGCUCACAGUCAAGGGCUGUAAAAUGCCCUUCAUCUGUGCCUGAGCACCCUCCUGUGAAGAGGACUCAGAGGGUGUCUGAGUACACAUUUUCUUCCUCCUGCAGCGCUGCCUCAGCCAUGAAGUCUGAUGGAGUGGGUACAGCUAACAAACCUGGAGACAGUCAGGCAUCCAAGGCAAAGAAUGUGAAGACCAAGUCAGGGGACCGGAGCACACCAACAAAAUCAAAGACAGCAGCCACUGGCACACCCGUUGUCAAUGGUACAGGAGCCCCAGCAGUCAGGCGGGACAUAUCUACUGCCAAUGGCCCCAGAAGUUCCCCUGGGCACAAGGAGCAAGAUAAGAGGCCUAAUCCAGGUGCAAGGCCUAAAACUUCUCCUCCAAGCUGCACAACCACAAGCCAGUCUUUGCCAGUGAAGGCUCAGAAAAGCUCAGCAGUAAAGGCGGACAGUGCUGCUGGCACCACCCACCCUCAGCUGAGCACCUCAUCCACAUCAGGCAGCGUGUCGCCAGAGAACAGCACCAGCAGCUUGCGCAAUACCAGCCACUCCAUCCCAGGUGCGAAGACAAAACACCAGGCAAAGGCGGUGAACAAAUCCCCACUAACAAAGGCUCCUCAGAAAUCAGAUAUAACAAAGACAAGCAGUCCUACUAACAAAUCAAGUGGGAAGGAAAGUGGGAAAGCCAAGCUUGGUGGAGCAGAGAAAACAUCAACUGCAGCAACAACACCUAAAGCAGACACAAAGGGAAGAAGCACACCUUCAAUGUGUCCAACUGAGAACCAUGUCUCUAGACCUGGGUCAUCCAUGAAAAAGCCGGCCUCCCCCAGGAAAGAAGACAACAAGGACACUCUGAAAUCCUCAGGAGCAGAAAAAGUAGCCAGUGAAGUUCCUAAGAAGAAGACCACAAAACCCAUUUCAGCAGCUGGAGCCUCAGCUAAAUCCAGUGCUAAACCAGCAAAAGCUUCUCCGUCCCCCUCCAAGCAAUCCUCACAAGUAGCUGCCAAACCAGGACCAAAGCUCAAAAGUACUACUGAAUUAUCUACAGACAAAGCUUCACCAAAGUCUGGAGGAACUAUGAAAAACUCUGCCUCUGUUCCCCCUAAGAAACCAGGAACUAAAGGAAAAGAGGUGGUGAAUGGUAAAAACUCAGACUGUAAAACUGAACACUCUCAACCUGGUAACACAGGUGAUAUUGCGGAACAUCAAGAGAGCUCCACGGAGCCAACAUUCUCUGACCAAACUGCAACAUACAGCACACAGCAACUAAGCCAAGGCGGAGGAGAUUCGCUUUCCCUUCCCCUCCAUUCAAGCCCUACGCAGAGUGUCCAGACAACUCAAAUAAAGUCAGGAAAAAGCAACAGCACAGGAGAUGAGACCAGUCUUACACCAGCAACUAACAUCGCCUGUGUCAAAUCUGCUAGUGCAGAUGCUUGCAAGCAGACAGAAGGUAGUAAAGGGAAACAGUCUCCAAGUUCUGGUAUCCCUGCCUACCUCAGUGGAGGGCAAGUUCACGAGCUCAGCUCCCUCAAUUCCCCAAAAGACACUGAACUCCCCAUAGACACACCAUGCAGCAUGGGAAGCACUGACACCCCUUUAGAGGACUCCUGGAGUGGCAUCCAUCAUCAGGUCAGCCCAGAGUCUGAGACUGGCAGCAACACUACUUCUUCUGAUGACAUCAAGCCCCGCUCAGAGGACUAUGAUGCAGGAGGAUCGCAAGAUGAUGACUGCUCUAAUGACCGUGGUGUGUCCAAAUGUGGCACCAUGCGCUGUCAUGACUUCCUGGGUCGUAGCAGCAGUGACACAAGCACUCCAGAAGAGUUAAAGAUGUAUGAAGGCGGGGCCGGAUUGAGAGUGGAGGUGCGUCUCCGUGGGCGCGAGGCAGAGACCACUAGUGAGGAGGAGGGAGCAAGACGACGACCUCGUUCCUGGUUGCAGAGAGACGAGAUUCCUGUAGAGGAGGAGCCUUCGGAGGUUGAGGCCACUGUCACUGUUAAGAGUGUCCCUGACCACCAGCUCUUCUCCUCUGAGGAGGAGGAGGAAGAAGAAGAGGAAGAAGAGGAAACCGAGGACGAGAGGUCGGAAGUUGAGGUGUUUCCAGGACAAGGCCCACUGCCACCCACCGAGCCUUCACCACACUUUCAGGGGAUUAUCAACCUGGCUUUUGAUGACGAUGGUGGGGACCAGGAGAACGAGCAGCCUGAUUAUCAGUCAACAUCUAACUUCCGUCGCUCAGUAUUACUCUCUGUUGACGAGUGUGAGGAGUUAGGCUCAGAGGAGGGUGGCAUCCAAACUCCAACACAACAGCCUGAUGAUUCUGUUUUUGAAUGCGACUCUACAGAUCUGCAGUCCAAUUCUGGCCCUUCCACAGCUGUGGGGCAAAAACACAACAAUGAAAAUGAAGAAAAAUCUACUGUAUUCCUAACAGAGAUUCAGGAGCCCAUCCUAGAGGAGUGUAAUUUUAGCCAGGGGGAUGGAGUUAAGUCCGGUGGCCUUCCACUGGAUCCUGACAGUAGAGAUCUCCCUCCCCAGGAGCGACCAUGCCACCUAGAUCUCCGGCACACUGACCACUACAGCAAUGGAGGGUUACGCACAAACCCCACCAAUCCUUCAGACAGCAAGAGAGCUGAUUUACAUCUAGACUUAAAUGAGGCUCAGCUGACAGGGGAUUCUCCUGUACAUGCUGCACAAUCCCCAGCAGGGGACAUAGGUUGUGACAGAUUGGAUCAAACCUCCAAACAUGACCGCCGACCAUCCAAAGCCCUCUCUCCCAUUUACGAGAUGGAUGUGGGAGAAGCCUUUGAGCACUGCUUGGACAAGGACAGGGAUGUUAUACAGCAGGGAGCAGAAGAAAAGCAGAAAGAGGACGAUGAGGAAAGCAGUGAGUUUGCAGAACAGGACUGGAGCCUGCUCAGGCAGCUCCUGUCAGACCAGGAGUCCAACCUGGGCAUCAUAAACCCUGUGCCUGAGGAGCUCAACCUGGCCCAGUACCUUAUCAAGCAGACACUGUCCCUGUCACGUGACUGCCUGGACUCAGAGAUCUUCCUGCCCCAGGAGAAGGAGACCUUCAAACGCUGGGCAGAGCUCAUCUCGCCCAUGGAGGACUCGACCACCAGCAUCACUGUGACCAGCUUCUCCCCAGAAGACGCUGCUUCUCCACAGGGGGAGUGGACCAUUGUGGAACUGGAAACACAUCACUGACUGCACAGAAGAGAACCUGCUGGACAGUUGCUGCCUUCUCUAUGAGCUUUUAAUGUCUAUAACAUCAACUUUGUCUUAACUUAUUUAAAUCUCUCUUUCCUCUCUCCCUGUCUUUGACAUCUCUCUCCUGAGCUGUUUGCCCUGGACUUUGCAUUAUCAGCAUAUUUGCAUUUCCCAUAGUUAUGCCCUCAGUGGACUGUGUGUUGACACAAAUGGGCUGUUAUGCAUGUUGAUAUUUUUAUAUGUUUAACUAUUUACUUGGUGUUGCUUAAAAGCUCUAAGAAAGAGGACAAAAAAAUUCUCAUGGUACUCCUGAUAAUAUUGGCUGAUUGUGGAGUUUCCUAGAGAACAUUGAUGACAUUCUAGCCCACUGGCUUGCAUUUAGUGUCACAUUGAAAACAAUAAGGUUUGUCUUUCUGAAUAAAUGAAAACUGUAAUAAAUGGCACCUCAACAGAUA